UGCACCCACUGUGAGAGCUUGUCUUCUAUUUAAUGGAGGGUCUCUCUGCCCAGGGGGAGUCAGAGCCAGCUCCAGGAUCAGCAGGAGGAUGGCGGAGAAUCUGGGGCUGGGCUUCGGGGAAACAGCCAGUGUGGAAAUGCUGCCCGAGGAAGGCAGCUGCACGCCCAAGGCCAGAGCCAGGCUGGCAGCCAGGAGCAGCGUGCACUGGGCUCUCACCUGCUGCCUGGUAUCGCUCCCCAUCCUGGCAGGACUCACCACCUACCUGCUCGUGGGCCAGCUCCGGGCCCAAGGAGAUGCCUGUGUGUUCCAGACUUCAAAAGGGCAAGAGUUUGGACCCUCACAUCAGCGAGCUUAUGCAAUUUCCGGAGCUGGUGGGGAUAAGCCAAGGGCACACCUGACAGUUGUCAGACAAAGUCCCACACAGCCCUUGAAAAAUCAGUUUCCGGCUCUGCAUUGGGAACAUGAACUUGGCUUGGCCUUUACCAAGAACCGGAUGAACUACACAAAUAAAUUCCUGGUGAUCCCAGAGUCGGGAGACUACUUUGUUUACUCCCAGGUCACGUUCCGAGGAACCACAUCUGAGUGUGGUGAAAUCCACCAAGCGAGCCGACUGAACAAGCCAGACUCCAUCAUCGUGGUCAUCACUAAGGUAACAGACAGCUACCCCGAGCCGACCCAGCUCCUAAUGGGGACCAAGUCCGUGUGUGAAGUAGGGAGCAACUGGUUCCAACCCAUCUACCUAGGGGCCAUGUUCUCCUUGCAGGAAGGGGACAAGCUGAUGGUGAACGUCAGUGACAUCUCUUUGGUGGAUUACACAAAAGAAGAUAAAACUUUCUUUGGAGCCUUCUUGCUGUAG
Messenger RNA from Odobenus rosmarus divergens (Pacific walrus), 856 nucleotides. It is a transcript of the gene TNFSF15, whose product is annotated as tumor necrosis factor (ligand) superfamily, member 15. Gene Ontology annotation, biological process: immune response. The record is from RefSeq and is a predicted model, not a curated record. The transcript is spliced from 4 exons. The coding region runs from base 89 to 856 and encodes 255 amino acids. Gene Ontology annotation, molecular function: tumor necrosis factor receptor binding. NCBI's taxonomy places the organism in Eukaryota, Metazoa, Chordata, Mammalia, Carnivora, Odobenidae. Gene Ontology annotation, cellular component: membrane.